Messenger RNA from Haplochromis burtoni (Burton's mouthbrooder), 6820 nucleotides. RefSeq lists its product as uncharacterized. Gene Ontology annotation, cellular component: shelterin complex. Gene Ontology annotation, molecular function: telomeric repeat DNA binding. The record is from RefSeq and is a predicted model, not a curated record. Bases 551 to 3946 code for a protein of 1131 amino acids. Gene Ontology annotation, biological process: regulation of telomere maintenance via telomere lengthening; telomere capping. The transcript has 12 exons. NCBI's taxonomy places the organism in Eukaryota, Metazoa, Chordata, Actinopteri, Cichliformes, Cichlidae.
GGUGUGAACAUCUCCUGCCCUGAUAGCCGCUGGGGGAGGACUAUCCUUGGCCUGUGAGCUUUGGCACGGGCGAGGUGCCCACCGCAGCAGCACCCGCUGCUUAUUGAGAGUAAGAGCGAUAUGCGCUUUCACGCCAAAAAGUCGUCAUAAAGUCUCCAAUAACACCAGAAAAAGUCGCCAGAUUUGUCGCUAGUCGCUUUUUAGAAAAAAGGUCGCUAAAUAUAGCGACAAAGUCGCUAAGUUGGCAACACUGGUCUCAGUUCAGUCCAUAACUACGGGGCGGUUUCCGUCACCAAUGUGGCACCUAACCGCGCAUUUCCACUGGCCCAGGAUGGCACGCCUCUGGUCCGCUAUACGAGCCAAACCGUAAUCAACCACUAUCUCCGCCCUCAGCCGAGCCGUAUCUAGGCAACGCUCCACUUCACUGGCUCCAAUGAGGUGACGUCAUUUAGGCGACAGGAGGAAGGAGCGCCAUGUUGAAAAAAAAAGUGAAAACAUUCCAGCUUCUCUUAGUUGCUCUGGAUUUCUGAACUGCAAGGAAGGAGAGAUCAUGGAGCCGCUGGUGCACUGGUCUCAUGAAGAGACCCGAGCGCUUAUCGGUGUGUGGUCAGAGGAGAAAAUCCAGCGUGACCUGGAGGAAUCCUUCAGAAACGAGACCGUUUACAGGGAGAUGUCAGGCAGGUUGGCUGCUCUGGGAAUAAGCCGCUCUGCUAAACAGUGCAGAGCCAAGAUAAAGAAACUUAAACAGGAAUACAGAAACACGAGGAGACACGGUGAAAGGAGUGAGGCAGCCACAAAGACCUUCAGGUGGUAUGAUGCUAUGGACACUAUCAUGGGUGACAAGAGUGCCCGGACACAGAGCAGAGAGCAGCCGUCUUCUGUGGUACUGGAAGUCAUGGUUCCUGAUGUGGAAGCAAGUCCACCCGCUGUAACAGACACUCCAGAAAGCUGUACGACAUCCACCCAUUCACUGCAACUCACUCUGCCCAGACCAAAAGCUUGUCCUGCAGGGAUUCCACAAGUAUCUUCUUUCUAUUCUGUUCAGCUUCAUGAAUUUGAUGGUCCUUCUACAAGCAAUCCAGUCACCUCCACUGCUGUACAAACAUCAAUCAAAGACACCCCCUUGUGUUGUUGGUCGAGUAAAGAGGUCCAAGCAUUGCUGACGCUUUGGGCAAACCCCGAGGUUCAACGGGAGCUUCUCCUCAACGUGAGAAAUAAUAAAGUUUACACUUGUCUCAGUUCCAAACUGGCCUUGCUCGGUUUUAACAAAGCACCAAAGAAAUGCAGGGAGAAGAUCAAAAAGCUAAAGCAGGAGUACAAGAGGAUCAAGAACGGCCAAUACAGGGGUGGAAGCAGCAGUGUGUGGUUUGCCAUUAUGGAUGAAGUCCUCAGUUCCCAGGCUCUCACAGCCAAGCGUUCACAGACAGUGCAGAAUUCCUCUACAGUGCACUCCCUAGCUGUACAGGCCGUUGUCCUGGAUGUGGAUACAGAUGAUGAAACGCCGUGGUUGCCUGAUGAAGUCCAAGUGCUGGUGACACUUUGGGCACAACCAAACAUUCAGAAACAGCUUCUCACCGCAGCGAGCGAUCAGGUUUUCACGUACCUCAGCAGUGAGCUAUCACUGGUGGGGUUUAACAAGACACCACGUCAGUGCAGCGUCAAAGUGAAUGAGCUUAAAGAGGAGUACAAAAAAAUUAAGCACAUGGAGCCAUAUGGAGUUGUUAAAGGCGACUGGUUUGCUAUUUUGGAUAGUGUUUUUGACGCUGAUGGAGCAACUUUGAAAGAGGUGAAUUCAUGCGUUGUGCAGAAAAAGCCUAAAUCACCAGAACAUGAGCACGUGGAUGCAGAUAAAUUGCGGGCUGUUUGGACACCAGACGAAGUCAGAGUUCUGCUCAGUCGAUGGGCAGAGGAAAGCGUCCAGGAGCAGCUUCGAUCAAAUCCGAGAAACGAGAGAGCCUUUGCUCAGCUGAGCUCCGAGCUCGCCACUCAGGGUUUUGAUAAGACCACGAGUCAAUGCAGGUCGAAAAUAGCACUCCUGACACAAAAGUACAGAAGGAUCAAGGCACAGGAAGACCCGGAAAAGCAAAAAAGCAGAUGGUUUGCCAUCAUGGAUAAAGUCCUCAGUCGCAGCAAGACAGAGACUGAAACUAAACCAGUCAGAGAUUCACAGCGUGCAUCUCUGCAGACAUCACAUCAGAGCCUACCUGACACAGCGGAGGGUUGCCGUUUGUCCGUCUCCUCGUUGUGCCUCCUCGUUCCAACUCUGCGACUGAUGUGCGCCUUUGCCUGGCAGGUGGUUCAGUGUUGUAAUGUGGCGCAGUACAGAAAGGUGGAGGAGCUGGUGAAGUUAGUGACGGAGGUGGCUCCAGAGCUGCUGACAACCAGAGAGAGAGUGCAACUCCUACUCAGACUGAGAGCCAGGCUUGUGCUGGAGUUGUGUCUCAGCGAGAACACGACUGACCUGCUGAAUAUCCAGCCCCACCUGAAUGUCAUCCGAGACCUCACCUUAAGCUGUGAACAGGAGGAUGCCACCGAGCUGGAAAAUUCAAAGUCCAACUUUGUGGAGGUUGUUCAUGCCAUACUGGAGGACCCAGAGGAGAGACAGAGGUUUUAUAAGGAGGUCUUCUCCAUAUACUAUGGCAAACAGUAUGAUGUCACAUUGCAAACUUUGGUGUGGAAAUUCAUCUCCAGGCUGGAUAAUCUCUUACCAAUCCCUGAUAUUAGACAGACUGCACAGUGGCUCAGCUCCGCUCCCUCUCUCACAGAAGAAUGUGCACGGCUUAUUCUGGAACCUGAUCAGCUGAAGGCGCUACUGAACUUCCAUCAGCAACAGUCAGGAAACGCAAGCAAAUGCUGUUCUCAGGCUGACGAGAAUAUGUUUUUGCCAAAGCUGUUGUUUAAUCCCAAAGGAAACUUCCAGCAUGUUUCAGCACAACUGGAUGAGCUUUCAAGCAGCAAAGAUGAAAGACAGUUUGAUUACAGCGAGGCCGAAGAGCCAGCUGACUGCAAAGCACCUGUGAAGGACUGUGGGAAAGAAAUUAAAGGCCUAAAGUUAAAACAUGAACAAAGCGAUGGCAUGGCAUCUUCAUACUGCUCGGAUUUAAAUUGUGCACCUAUGCAGCUGCAGACCUGCUCUCUGUGUCCCUACUCUGACAGCCAUGUGUCAGGACUUCUCAGGCACAUCAGAGAAGAGCAUCUGAUCCAGGAAUCUAAUCCCAUCACAGAUCCUGGGAAAGACUGCGUCUUUCAGAGAGUCAAAGAUCAAACGUUCACUCCUAAGAUGAGGAGGAUAACGGACACUUGUGAGUAUUGCGGGAAGGUCUUUAAGGAUGUAUCAGCCCUAACCAGCCACAUUAAAACACACACUCUUCCAUUCCACUGUGACAAGUGUGACAAGAAGUACUCCUCCAAGUGGUCGCUGACUGUGCACCGUCGGAUUCACACAGGCGAGACUCCAUAUCUGUGUUCGUACUGCGGUCAAGGCUUUAGGUCUUCAAAUAUCCUUGCUCUGCACGUCCGUAUACACACAGGAGACCGCCGAUACAAAUGUCCCAUAUGCGGAAAAACAUCAAUCCAGCAUCUGUCGAGACACAUGCGCAUGCACCGAGGGGAAAAGAACUAUCUGUGUACCGAGUGCGGGAAGGCUUUUCUGUCCUCUGGGGAGCUGAGGCUUCACAUGAGGUUUCACACAGGCGAGCGGCCAUACACGUGCAAACACUGCAGGAAAGGCUUCAUCGCAAAGUGCCUGCUGACCGUUCACACCCGCCAGCACACGGGGGAGAGUCCAUAUAGGUGCUCGCUGUGUCCGAAGUCCUUCCGCACUUUGAGAGCGCAGAAAAGACACCUGGUGAUACACUCGAGCAAAAAGUCUUUCCAGUGUUUGAAGUGUGGUAAAAUAUUCCGGCAAGAGGAAACUUUCAAAACACAUGCUGAGACUCACAAAUGAUUUAAAGGGGACCUAUUAUGCUACCACUUAUUUUCUGUCCAAAUUUUCAAGUUGUGAGGUCAGCGUUCAAACAGACAAAGAAGCCAAAACCUCAGGCUUUAGACUGCUAUAAAUGCUUGGCUUGCACCAAUGGGGUUUUUUUCCUCUCUUGGAUCUUUAUGAUGUCAUUUAGAGCAAACCCACAAGGGGCAAACAGUCAGAGGAGCCAACAGAGAGCUAACAGUGACUAAACUAAGAGGCUGCACAGAGAUAUAUAACGUAUAUUUUCAACUACAAGUCAUUCAAAGCUGCUCUAACAGUAUCUGUGAUAAAAAAAAAAUAUGGAGCUUAAAAUGAGCAUAAUAGGUCUCCUUUAAAAGAAUGGCAGUGUAAAAUAUUUUAGUUUCAGCAGUUGAGUUUAAAAGUUCUCAUUCACUUAUUGUAACUCCACUAUUGCUUAAAGAACCAGCUUAAUUGCUGGAAACGAUGUAACUCUGUGUUUCUUUUGGCUACUUCUGUAAUACCGAGGGCACAUUUUGUGUCUCCUCCUGGUCUCAAACUGGGGAGCUGUUGGGUUUUAGGCAAAUGUUUUUGAAAACUAUGUAAAGCUAAUAUUCCAUAAACAGUCCAGUUAGCACACAGGUAACUUUAAAAGUUUGUGUGAGCUACAAACUGAAGUUAUUUGUUAAUGAAUAAAAGCUGUUGCUACUUUGAGUAAAAAUCAAAUAACAAAAGUUUAAAUGUCAAUUUUAUUUGGGUUCAUAAGUGUAUAGUUAUCAGAAGGUAAGUUCAGCCAAAUUAUAAGAACAAAAUCUCUAAAUAGUCAACUAUCUAAAUAUCUAAUAUCUAAAUCAAGAUUCUCCACAGAUGUUCUUGAUCUCUGGUUCAACGUCUGAUCCGCUGCUUCUCUUUGUCUCAUCAACACAAUGUUUUCAAAGGAAAACAAGACACAAAGAAAUUCACAAUGCACAACCAAAUGUCAUUCUGAAACAUUAAUCUGUAUAAUAAAAACAUUAAUAAAUUUUAGCAGUUUGAAAAAUGUGAAACAUAUGUGACUCUUAGGUCUCCAAAUGAUUUAUUUCAGAGGCCUGUUUUCCACUUGUGCUUAUUUCCUGCCAUGAAAAUUGCAUCACAACAAUUUUCCCUUUCUUUAGUGCUUUUAAGAGGAUCAGUGAGACACUGAGACACCAGGACUGGUGCUGUGUAGUUUAUGUUGUAGUCGGUAUGAGGAUUCGUUUUCAGAAAGCUCUUCUCAUACAGCCACUCAGUGAGUUGUGAUAUUAGUAAAAUAGUUCCAGUGUUGAUGAGCAUAAUGGCAGUGCGAAAAGAAAACAGGUGAUAUUGGUGGCCGUCCUCCUGGAUGUUGUCCCAUGGCAGAGGCAGGACGUAAGGUAGGCCUAUCAGAGGUUCCCCACCCAGAGUUCUUAGCAAUACACCCAACACAAAGCCACAACAGGCCCAGUACCGGGUCACCCAGCAGGGUAAGAAGAAUAUACAUAUCACCUGGGGGGGACUCAUUGAAUACAAAACAUCUGCAUUGACGAUCCAGAACAGAUGAACGGAACUUGUCAUAGCAUGGCCUGCUCCCAUCAGUCCACACAGGAUGACUGAAACCUUAACCACCACAACAAUCCAGUUUUUUGAUGCCUAAAAUUUAGAUUUAUGGAUGUUUAUGGGUGACAUUGGGAAUAGAUAUAGAAGCUGUAGCAGCAAUGCAUAUGAAGACUCUUGAUUUGACACAACAGAGCUGCAACAUUUUUCAAUUUGCCCAUUAUGAAAAAUUACCAAACCCCCAAACCAUACCACAAAUACUGGUCAUGUUAAAAACUGAUACCCACCUGUUUGUAAAUCACAUUCUUGAAGAUAUUACAGCCUCAAAUGUGGUGAAGCAUCCACACAAGACAGAUUCGUCUCAUCUUUAGCCAGUGGAAUAUACAGUCGCAGCCAUGAACUCCAAAAAGGAUUUUAUCAGGAGUUGAAAUAAAUGAUGUUUUCAUGAAAAAUAUUGGAAGGAACUGUUUUGCUUACAGAUUUAUAAGACUGUUUAUUUUUAUUUACCUGUGUGGUCUUUAGAAAAUGUUGAGCAGGGUGUGAAAUUUGGUGUGAAAUUGACACCUGACAGCACCUGGCACCUCCUACGCAUUCUGCUUAUUUCCAGAAACUGGGCUACACGACCAUUACAUAAAGACAGACACACAAAUACAUGUCAUACUUAACAUAACCAUGGUAAGUGUAGUUGGUAUGAUCAAUGUUGUUUAUGCAAGAACUCAAACCAAAAAGCAACCAUAUAUUUAAUAUUUCUUGAUAUAAUUUCAAGUAGAUGGGCGUUAAAUGCAGUAUAAAUAAUUAAUAGGUACACCUUUACUGCUUCCACAGGAAUUAAGAGGGUAAGUAGCAGCCAGGUGCUGUUAAUUGAUUAACUGAUCACCAGGAGGUUUGAAACCAGAAGUGUUGGUCUCCCAGACUGCUAAACAUCAAGUUUACCUUUGACCUCCAGCUAUCACUGGCUGAUGGAAAUAACACUUUGACCCACUGGAUGAUAUUCAGUCAAUAAACCAACAGCCUAUCUGCGCUGCCUUUGAUAAAGGAUUGCAGGAUACCACAUGAAAGUGUCUUGCAAUGGAGAGAAGUGCACUGCCCACUUUUAUCAGCUAAUGCUGAACAAAAGAGUGACUGAGAAGAGCUCAGCAUGGUAAGAGGGUGGGAAAUUUGAAAAUCCUUUUUAGUAGCAUCACUUUAUCUUUGGAAUAUUGCCAGAGAUAUUUAAAGUCAAUAAAAAUAAGUUUGUUUUGCCUCCGUCUCUAAUAGAGACAUUUUGUCCUGCUUUGAGAGGGAGAGGAUCGUCUGGGCCGACAUUCUGCGACUCUUGAAUUAUGCCUGCAUUUGCUCCUCAGU